AUGAUGCUGGACUGCACUUCUCUUUACAGCCAGUCACUCUUCCACAACAUCUACGAGUUCAACAUCUACAGCCUCUUUACAGCCGGUCACUUCCACAACAUCUACCAGUUCAACUUCUACAGUUUCUUUACAGCCGGUCACUUCCACAACAUCUACCAGUUCAACUUCUACAGUCUCUUUACAGCCAGUCACUUCCACAACAUCUACGAGUUCAACAUCUACAGCCUCUUUACAGCCGGUCACUUCCACAACAUCUACCAGUUCAACUUCUACAGCCUCUUUACAGCCGGUCACUUCCACAUCAUCUACACGUUCUACUCCUACAGUUCCUCUACAGCCAGUCACUUCUACAAAAUCUACCAGUCCCGCUACUACGGUCUCUUUACAGCUGAUCUCUUCCACAACAUCUACCAUUUCUACUACUACAGUCUCUUUACAGCCGGUCACUUCCACAUCUACACUUUCAACAUCUACAGUCAUUUACUUCUACAGGAUGUGACAAAAAUUUUGGAUGUGGUCCUCAACGCUACAGAGGAGGUUGUAACCUCAUCGUCAGCUGACCCAAAAAAACUUGUGUCACAUGGAAACCGUCUGUUAAAAGCCAGCGAGAAACUCGUGUCCAUGGUGGUGAAACAGACAAACACAAGUGAAUAUGUAAAUUUUACUCUUGACACUGUGGAGGGACAAGUCUUCAUGGUUGGACCACAGGUCACCUUAGAUAAAAUCCCUCGACUCGACACGACAAAUUCUUCUGUGGAUAUUGAUCUCAUUGGGAUCGCCAAGAACAACAAUGAAACAAGAUCAGCUGCUGUGGCUUUCAUGAGCUACAACACAAUGGAGAAUCUACUGAAGCCAGACUUCUUCAACACAUCCAAUGACACGAUUAAAACCAUGAUGUCCACUGUGAUCUCAGCUACUCUUCCCAAAACCACCAACACUAAACUAACCAAACCAGUCAACUUCACCCUCAAACACAUCAGAGAGUUUGAUCCCAGCGGUUCUCUGGUCUGUGUGUACUGGAAUAUCAGCGAGUGGAUUGUAGAUGGUUGUUCUGUUUUAAAGACCAACAGCAGCUACACUGUGUGUUCCUGUGAUCAUCUGUCCACAUUCGCUCUCAUCAUGCAAACCAGCCGCCCACCAAAGAGCGACUCACUGAUGGAUCUGUUGAAUUUGGUGUGUGUGAUCGUGGGGCUGGUGUUCUUCAGUUUGGCCCUGUUGACCUUUGCCCUUUGUCAGUGGAGUCCUGGAGUGAAUAAUGUGGCACGAAUCAACAUCUGCAUCAGUCUUCUGUUGGCUCACCUUCUGUUUCUGCUCACACAGCGGUUCCUGAGCCUCAUACAGCCUCUGCAGGUGUUGUGUGCCGUGAUCUCAGGCCUUCUGCACUUCCUCUUUCUCUCCGGCUUUGUGUGGAUGUUCAUUGAAGCUGUGCUGCUCUUCAUCUGUGUGAAGAACCUAUCACAGAUCAGCUCCAAAAAGAGGGAGGUGCUUAGCAGUGGAUUCCUGUGUGUGAUUGGAUAUCUGGUUGCUCUGAUUGUGGUGUGUGUGUCUGUCGGUCUGGUUCCUGAAGGCUACGGCAGUGAACAGUGA
Cyprinus carpio (common carp) is the source of this 1587-nucleotide messenger RNA. RefSeq names its product adhesion G protein-coupled receptor E3-like. Gene Ontology annotation, cellular component: membrane. The transcript is spliced from 17 exons. Bases 1 to 1587 code for a protein of 528 amino acids. Gene Ontology annotation, molecular function: G protein-coupled receptor activity. Gene Ontology annotation, biological process: adenylate cyclase-activating G protein-coupled receptor signaling pathway; cell surface receptor signaling pathway. Lineage: Eukaryota; Metazoa; Chordata; Actinopteri; Cypriniformes; Cyprinidae. The record is from RefSeq and is a predicted model, not a curated record.